AUGUCGACGCCAGAUACACCGGUCAUGCCACACACACCACUGACGCCACAUGGCUCCGCCUCCAGAGAUAUUUCAGGCGAUCAUGGCUCUAAUGAUGGUGAUUUUGAUGACUCAUCGUUGCCCAUUAUCCACAAAGAAGGGGAUAAGUUUGGUGACCAUUCUAUCCACAACGCGGUUAUAGAUCUCUUUUGGCAGAGUAUGGAUGAUGCGUGGCCUACAUAUAAGAGCAUCACGGAAAAGACUCGUAAACAGAUGUGGUACACAACGGAGAAUGAGGCGAUAUAUACAACAUUCAAUAAUGUCCUCAAGGAAAGAUACAAGGACCGGAUGAGGGAUUUGAGGAAGUUAUCUGCUAGAAUGGCACGACGUGAUGGGUUACCAUUUAAAAAAGAUUUUUCUAAAUACUUUCCAGAGAUAUAUCAAUACCGUCCCCAGAUGCGUUGGAGCACAGAGAAAUGGAAAAAGUUGUCAGAUGCUGCUCAGACGAACCGGAACACCCCUGAUUCCACUGGGAAGACAUCAAGGCAUACGGCUGGUAGCAUAGCACAUGCCAAGCACCGUCGUAGAUUGAAAGCACAGCUGGGUAAAGAUCCCGAAUUUUGUGAUCUAUACGUGAAGACACAUGGCACCAGUGAGUCGAAGAAAAGAUAUUUCAAGGGAGAAAGUGAAAAUAUAGAAUAUUGCUCUAAAACAGCCAAAGAUGCAAAAGAUGCAUAUCUAGAGGGGUUAGUGAUGAAAUAUGGAGAAGACCCAGCAAACCAUAGGCACGAUGCGCAGGUAUGGGUUGAAAGCCAAAUUCGGAGAACAGGAGGAAAAAAGAAGGGUCAUAUCUAUGGUAUAGGGGCAUUGGAUGCCAAUGUUGUGGUUUCUAGGAUAACAUCUUCCGAAUCUACUCGGUCCACCCAAUCCAACAACAACACACAAGAAGAGGUUGAUAGGUUACGUGAAGAAGUUUCUAACAUGCGACAAUUGCAAGAACAAAUGGUACAACAAAUGGAAAGGAUGGUGAGGAUGAUGAAUGGUACAACAAAUCAAGCCAAUGAUCCCCCUCAUACUCCACCCGAGGAUGGUGUAUAAGUUAUGCAUGUUGGUAUUUGGAAUGAAUGUUUGUUA
Messenger RNA from Lactuca sativa (garden lettuce), 1113 nucleotides. The record is from RefSeq and is a predicted model, not a curated record. NCBI's taxonomy places the organism in Eukaryota, Viridiplantae, Streptophyta, Magnoliopsida, Asterales, Asteraceae.